This is a messenger RNA of Paramecium sonneborni, 807 nucleotides long. The record is from the annotation of a GenBank genome assembly. NCBI's taxonomy places the organism in Eukaryota, Ciliophora, Oligohymenophorea, Peniculida, Parameciidae.
GAUACUAAUUGAAAAACUUCAUUGAAGAAAAUAAAAUUUAUGAAUCCUUUAUAUAAAAAUCAUAAUUAAAUAAUGUUUAAAUUAAUUCAAAGAGCUUGCUUCAGAUAUGCAGUUGCCAGCAGUAAGGGUGAGGCUGAAAUAACAUCAGUACCAGGUAUUGACAAUUAAAAAGAUUAGGACACAAACCUCCCUCUUUUGAAGAUACUGUUUAAGGAAAAUAUGCUGGUGUUCUGUUUUCAACUGCAUCUUAAAGAGAAGCUCUUCAUUUAGUUCUUUAAGACAUGAAAUAUUUCAAAGAUUUAGCAGAGAAAAGUCCUGUUUUUGCAAGCUUUUUAUUAAACUCAGCUUACAAGAGAAAUUAAUAAAGAAAUGUAAUAUAAACAUUAACAAAAGUAAAGAGAAUAUAAUAUUAAUUUAGGAAGGAUUUCAUGAAGUCACAAUAAAUUUAUUAAAUACUAUGAUUGACAGUUAAAGAAUUUCAUUUUUGACAAAGACAGCAGAGAAGUAUAUUGAAUAUUACAGAAUAUUUAACAAAGAAGAAAAUAUUACAAUAAUAUCUGCAGAAACAUUAUCUGAAGAAUAAAGGUAUCAUAGUAUGAAAAUGAGAUAGAUCCUAAGUAGUUGAGUCAUUAAAAUAAUCAAACCCUAAUGUUCAAUUCUCUGUAUAAUAUAAAGUUGACCCAUCAAUUUUGGGAGGUUUAUAAAUGUAUUCUGGCAACAAAUUCUUAGAUUGCUCAUUGUUGUCAAGAGUGAAUAGAUUGAGAUCAGAGUUGUAGAAAUUGAGCAUUUGAUUUAGAAUAAAUAGUA